AUGGUACAAAUUGUGGAAUACCAAAACUGGCAGUUUUUGCAACCCGACAAAUUGCCAAAGAGGGUAGAUAUGCUCGUAUUUGCGCUGCUUAUCUACUUCGUCUGCACAACAGCAUGGCACUCCAUGAUGCCACCAGUGUCUCCAGUCAUUCUUCCACCUGAUCACCCAAUCAAAUUUUCCGCAGUUGAAGAUGGACGAGGUUCGCAAAGGCACUCAUCCAAGCGUGGAAUGCCGUCUUUACAAGUAAUGCCACCAAGGAAUAUAACAUUUGAAGUUCCACCAGAAAAAAUCAGACAAGAGGAAGAGGCAUUAGGGGAACUGCAAGAAGAAAUGUUAUUAAAAGAGAUAGCAUUCGAACAAGGCCCACUAGAAGAAGAACCACCAGAGGAAGGAUCACCAGGAGAACCACCAGGGAAAGGACCAUCAGAAGAAAAGCUACAGGAAGAAGAAUCACCAGAAGAAGGGCCACCACAAGAAGAAGAACCACCAGAGGGAGGAUCACCAGGAGAGCCACCAGGGAAAGGACCAUCAGAAGAAAAGCUACAGGAAGACAAAUCACCAGAAGAAGGGCCACCACAAGAAGAAGAACCACCAGAGGGAGGAUCACCAGGAGAACCACCAGAGGGAGGGUCACCAGGAGAACCAAUGCCACAGGAAGAAGAACCACCACAAGAUAAAAAGCCAGCGGAAGGAGAACUCGAAGGACGAGAGGCAACAGAACAAGAACCACCAGGGAUAGGAGUACCAGAAAAAUCCGCAUUAACUAUUGAAGUUAUACUCAGAUUAAGGCUACCAAUAGCCGAGCUAAGAGGGUUUCUCGGAGGAAAGCCAUCAGGGAAUAAUUCCAUCAAGGAAGCAAACGGGAAUGGCGCCAAAGAGAGGUUCACCAAUGAAAAAAUCGGGCAAAGCACAGACACGACUAUCAAAAAAAAGGCCGCGGAAACCAUCAACAUCAGCUCCAUUUGGGAGAAGAACACAAAAUGA
Cylicocyclus nassatus is the source of this 984-nucleotide messenger RNA. The record is from the annotation of a GenBank genome assembly. Lineage: Eukaryota; Metazoa; Nematoda; Chromadorea; Rhabditida; Strongylidae.